Colossoma macropomum (tambaqui) is the source of this 4760-nucleotide messenger RNA. RefSeq names its product exportin 1 (CRM1 homolog, yeast) a (gene xpo1a). The transcript is spliced from 25 exons. Gene Ontology annotation, cellular component: nucleus; cytoplasm. NCBI's taxonomy places the organism in Eukaryota, Metazoa, Chordata, Actinopteri, Characiformes, Serrasalmidae. Bases 684 to 3899 code for a protein of 1071 amino acids. Gene Ontology annotation, molecular function: small GTPase binding; nuclear export signal receptor activity. Gene Ontology annotation, biological process: ribosomal small subunit export from nucleus; ribosomal large subunit export from nucleus; protein export from nucleus. The record is from RefSeq and is a predicted model, not a curated record.
AUCCCAGUCUGAACCGGUUUCAACCGGUCUUGGGUUUGAUGCACUAGAUGAGAGAAGAGCUGGCUUACAGACUCUUUUGCAGACUCCUGCUUUAAAACUACGUUUUUGGGGGGGAAUAGAUGCAAACAAUAAACUAAACGUCUGCUUUUGCUUUGUGUUUAUGAAGCCGGGAUGUCGUGUUAGCCAUGGCUCCGUGAGACACUGCUAGCGAGCUAGCCUAGAAACUCAAAGACAUACAACGUAAAUCAGUGACAGCUAAGCUAACUUUGCUAAAGGGGGGGUCAAGCUCAGCGUUAUCUCUGGACUCGGACUCGCACUUAACGUUACUACUCUUUCUUUUCUUUUUUUGUAUGAGCAUUAAUUACUCGGCGCUUCGCUUCAGUUUAGUAACCUAACUUACUUGCAGAUAGUUGGGUUAGCUGUUUAGGUGGCUAGGCUAGUUAGCGAGCUGUCCAAAGCAAGUGCAUCUGCUAGCUAACGUUAGCACCUCGCUAUCGCGUGAUCAUGAGAUAAACGGAUCCGUGUUCGCGAGUUUAUUUACCUUUUAACGUUAACUUAUUACUCUUGUCGUCUCGGCUUCUUCAGAUUUACGAGUUUAGCUAACCGCUAAGCUAAGCGUAGCGUCCCCCGAAAGCGUAAAGUGGCAUUUCAUCGAAAAGAGUGUUUUUUAAAAAAUCAGCUCUAUGCCAGCAGAAAUGACAAUGUUAGCGGACCAUACAGCCCGGCAGCUGCUGGACUUCAGUCAGAAGCUGGAUAUCAACCUACUUGACAAUGUGGUCAACUCCAUGUACUACGAUGUUGGGUCCCAGCAACGAGUGGCACAAGAAGUCCUUACCAGCUUGAAGGAUCACCCGGACGCUUGGACCAGAGUGGACACUAUCUUGGAGUUCUCCCAGAACAUGAAGACUAAAUACUACGCUCUUCAGAUUCUGGAGACUGUCAUUAAAACACGCUGGAAAAUUCUUCCAAGGAACCAAUGUGAAGGAAUUAAGAAGUAUGUUGUGGGGCUGAUUAUCAAGACAUCUUCGGAUCCUGCUGUUGUGGAGAAAGAGGGAGUUUACUUGGCGAAACUGAACAUGAUCUUGGUCCAGAUUCUGAAGCAGGAGUGGCCGAAGCAUUGGCCCACAUUUAUCAGCGACAUCGUGGGAGCGAGUCGCACCAGCGAGAGCCUCUGCCAGAACAACAUGAUCAUCCUGAAGCUGCUCAGUGAGGAGGUGUUCGAUUUCUCCAGUGGACAGAUGACCCAGGUCAAAGCAAAGCACCUGAAGGACAGCAUGUGCAAUGAAUUUUCACAGAUUUUCCAGCUUUGCCAGUUUGUCAUGGAGAAUUCCCAGAACGCUCCACUGGUCAACGCCACAUUGGAAACGCUUCUGCGCUUCCUUAACUGGAUUCCGCUUGGCUACAUUUUUGAGACCAAACUGAUCAGCACACUGGUUUACAAGUUUCUGAAUGUACCUAUGUUCCGGAACGUGACUCUGAAGUGCCUGACGGAGAUCGCAGGUGUCAGUGUCAAUCAGUACGAGGAGCAGUUUGUCAGCCUCUUCACCCUGACCAUGAUGCAGCUCAAACAGAUGCUGCCUUUGAACACAAAUAUCCGUCUGGCUUAUGCAAACGGUAAAGAUGACGAGCAGAACUUCAUCCAGAACCUCAGCCUGUUCCUCUGCACCUUCCUCAAAGAGCACGGCCAGCUAAUUGAAAAGAGACUCAACCUGCGUGAGACGCUAAUGGAGGCCCUCCACUACAUGCUGUUGGUGUCUGAAGUGGAGGAGACAGAGAUCUUUAAGAUUUGUUUGGAGUACUGGAACCACUUGGCAGCAGAGCUGUAUAGAGAGAGCCCCUUUAGCACCUCCACCUCUCCCCUGCUCUCUGGAAGCCAGCACUUUGACGUGCCCCCACGCAGACACCUCUACCUGCCUGUGCUAUCCAAGGUUCGUUUGCUAAUGGUGAGCCGCAUGGCUAAGCCCGAGGAGGUGCUGGUUGUAGAGAACGACCAGGGAGAGGUUGUACGAGAGUUCAUGAAGGACACAGACUCCAUCAACCUCUACAAGAACAUGAGAGAGACUCUUGUGUACUUGACUCAUCUGGACUAUGCGGAUACAGAGCGGAUCAUGACGGAAAAGCUCCAUAACCAGGUGAAUGGUACGGAAUGGUCCUGGAGGAACCUGAACACGUUGUGCUGGGCUAUUGGCUCAAUCAGCGGAGCCAUGCACGAGGAGGAUGAGAAGAGGUUCCUUGUUACUGUUAUCAAGGACCUGCUGGGACUGUGUGAGCAGAAGAGAGGGAAAGACAACAAGGCCAUCAUCGCCUCCAACAUCAUGUACAUUGUAGGCCAGUACCCACGAUUCCUCCGUGCUCACUGGAAGUUCCUGAAGACGGUUGUCAACAAGCUCUUUGAGUUCAUGCAUGAGACCCAUGAUGGAGUUCAAGACAUGGCAUGUGACACAUUCAUCAAGAUUGCUCAGAAAUGCAGGAGGCAUUUUGUGCAGGUGCAGGUUGGGGAAGUGAUGCCCUUCAUUGAUGAAAUUCUCAACAACAUCAACACUAUCAUUUGUGAUCUGCAGCCACAGCAGGUGCAUACGUUCUAUGAAGCUGUGGGUUACAUGAUUGGCGCUCAAACGGACCAAGCAGUACAGGAGCACCUGAUAGAGAAGUACAUGCUGCUCCCCAACCAGGUGUGGGACAGUAUCAUCCAGCAGGCCACCAAGAACGUGGACAUCCUGAAGGACCCAGAAACGGUGCGUCAGCUCGGCAGCAUCCUGAAGACCAACGUGAGGGCGUGUAAGGCCGUAGGUCACCCGUUUGUGGUGCAGUUAGGACGUAUCUACCUGGACAUGCUAAAUGUCUACAAGUGCCUGAGUGAGAACAUCUCCUCUGCCAUCCAGACCAAUGGUGAGAUGGUGACAAAGCAGCCUCUGAUCAGGAGCAUGCGCACGGUGAAGAGAGAAACUCUGAAGCUCAUUUCGGGCUGGGUCAGCCGUUCCAAUGAUCCUCAAAUGGUUGGGGAGAACUUCGUUCCUCCUCUGCUAGAGGCCGUCCUGAUUGACUAUCAAAGGAACGUUCCUGCUGCUCGAGAACCAGAAGUGCUCAGCACCAUGGCUACCAUCGUGAAUAAGCUUGGGGCUCACAUCACUGGAGAAAUCCCCCAGAUUUUCGAUGCCGUUUUUGAGUGCACUCUUAACAUGAUCAACAAGGACUUCGAGGAGUUCCCAGAGCACAGGACACACUUUUUCUACCUGCUGCAGGCGGUGAAUUCGCAGUGUUUCCCUGCUUUCUUGUCUAUUCCACCAGUCCAGUUCAAGCUGGUGUUGGACUCCAUCAUCUGGGCUUUCAAGCACACCAUGAGGAACGUGGCUGACACAGGUCUGCAGAUCCUGUACACACUGCUGCAGAAUGUGGCCCAGGAGGAGGCUGCUGCUCAAAGCUUCUAUCAGACGUACUUCUGUGACAUACUUCAGCAUAUCUUCUCUGUUGUCACGGAUACGUCUCACACAGCUGGUUUGACGAUGCACGCCUCUAUCCUGGCCUACAUGUUCAACCUAGUCGAGGAGGGAAAGAUCAGCGUAGCCCUGAGCACUGGUGCCCCUAUGAGCAACCAGGCUUACGUGCAGGAAUAUGUGGCAAGCCUGCUGAAGACAGCCUUCUCACACUUACAAGAUGCCCAGGUGAAGGUGUUUGUAACAGGUCUGUUCAGCUUGAAUCAGGACAUACCUGCCUUCAAAGAGCAUCUUAGGGACUUCCUUGUGCAGAUAAAGGAGUAUGCAGGUGAGGACACUAGUGACCUGUUUCUGGAGGAGCGCGAGGCGGUGUUGCGUCAGGCCCAGGAGGAGAAACACAAACUCCAAAUGUCUGUGCCAGGAAUACUCAACCCGCACGAACUCCCAGAGGAAAUGUGCGACUGAGCUUUCGCGCACUUGUACAGUUUUUCAUACAGGAAAGAACGGAAUCGGGAGCUGGCGAAGCUCUGUGUGCGUGUGUGUGAGUGUGUGUGUACAGCGAGAUAGCAGUAGGCAGAAGAUGGAAGAGGAGUGUAAAUUUUGACCAAACCAAUGCCAAUGUGUAAAUGAAACCGUCUGUAACCUUCUUUGACCCCGCCCACUUCACAUGCAGUCCCCGCCCACCCGUCAUUUUUAUGUGAACCUACAUUCAUUUUGUAUGGAGAGAACUGUUGUACGGUUACAAUCCCCACGUUAAUCAAUUCAGAAUUACUGUUUGGGUUGGGUUUCUUUUUCCUCUACGGGAAAAGCAUGAAGUUGAUGACAAAAUUUGAGCAUUUUAACUUCACCUCCACCCUUCAACUCUUCUCAUCUGUAUGUUAAUUUGUAAAAUAUAUUACAGCAACCCAGUAAAGAGAAGUAAGGAAGAUGAACGCCCCACAGAGAGAAAGAGAAGUCGUUUUCUCUUAACUAGUAAUGUGUCAUUUUGCUGUGUGGCCUCUAGGCUUUUUCUUUUCCCCCCUCUUUAAACCACAGCAAACGAAUGUGUCUGUUGAGGAUCAGUCAUGAAAGAUGCUGCUCUUUUUGUUUUGGUUUUCCUUGAUUUUGUCCACAGUUUUGUUUGGGGCUCAUGUUAUAUUUGAUUUUGUUUUUUAAAGCAGUAUGUUAGGGGAGGCGACUCUGUACUAAUUUCAUGCCGCAGUUUGGUUGGAAGGAGUGGGUUCUAGACAGGCUCGCCAACGGUGAUGAAGGGUUUGUUCAUAUCGUCCUGUUUAUAACGCUGUCUUAGUACUAUGGGAACAUAAAGUUGGAUAUUUUUACAAAAAA